This is a messenger RNA of Peronospora belbahrii, 438 nucleotides long. The record is from the annotation of a GenBank genome assembly. NCBI's taxonomy places the organism in Eukaryota, Oomycota, Peronosporomycetes, Peronosporales, Peronosporaceae.
AUGUUGGUCCCUAAGACAAAUCGUAUUGCAGUAUAUUCGUAUCUGUUCAAGGAAGGUGUAAUGGUUGCAAAGAAGGACUUUUCACUUCCCAAGCAUGAGGCUGUGGAUGUACCAAACCUUCAAGUCAUUAAACUCAUGCAGUCGCUCAAGUCUCGUGGCUAUGUUAAGGAGACAUUUAACUGGCAGUGGUUUUACUGGUAUCUUACGAACGAGGGUAUUGAAUACCUGCGUUCAUACCUGCAUUUACCUGCGGAAAUUGUGCCGGCUACGCUCAAGAAACAGGCUGCUCGCCCGACGCGCCCACAGGCCCCGUCUAGUGGCGGCUUUGGCCGUGGUGGACGCUUUGACAAGGAAAAGGGUGUUGGUCCCUCGGGUGACUUCAACCCGGAGUUCCGUCGUGGUGGUCAGGAUGGCUACCGUCGCGAGGCUUCUAACUAA